Molecule: messenger RNA, 3402 nt
Organism: Linepithema humile (Argentine ant)
Lineage: Eukaryota; Metazoa; Arthropoda; Insecta; Hymenoptera; Formicidae
Source: RefSeq, a predicted model, not a curated record
UUCCAAUGGCAAAAGCGAUCCUUUCUGUGCCCUUUAUCUCGAAUCGGCACCCACUAGAAGAUAUAAUACUGCCGUGAAAACCUGCACACUUAGUCCAAUUUGGGAGGAACAUUUUGAAUUGCCAUUGGAGGAUCCCGAAAAUGAUGUUCUGUGCCUCGAAGUAUGGGAUUUUGACGCUGCCGAAACAGUGCCUGAAAAGAUGAGCAAAGUUAAAGAUAUCAAAGGUGUUCGCGGCUUAGUUAAACUUGCCAAGGAAAUCGCAGUAACAGCCACGACUGGUAGUCACGAUAAUGAAUUCAUUGGCCGAUGUCGGAUAGCGUUGAAGGACAUACCAACAACUGGACACACCAUGUGGUACGCUUUAGAGAAAAAGAACAAAUCUAAACGUCGUGGCGUUGUAAAGCUCCGACUGGCCUUCAGCGCGGAACAUAAUGCGCAAGUGGCCGCACAAGAACAUCGACACCUGUUGAGAGUGUUGCUGCUUCAUGAGAUUGAAACGGAAAAAAUCGAAAAAUACUGUUGGUGUGGUCGUUGGUCGGCACCAGCUGAAGCGCUCAUUCUUCAGCACAGCGCGCAACGCGGCUUACUAGCUAGAAAUCUCACUCUGGCGCAAUGGGUUGAAUAUGCGAGAAUCCAUCAGGAGCAUCCGUUAAGUUUCACAGUCUUUAAUAAACUCGCGGUUGAUUUGCUGAGGCCAAUGGACAGCGGUCUAUUUUCCGCUGACGAAACUAGACUCUUUUGGGAUGCCACCAAAAAAGUUCUGCAUUCAUGCUUGAAUAGCAUACGAAAAAUUCGAAGACUGACUUUGGAAGACAGAAACACUAUAAUGCAAUUGUCCGCUAUUUUAGGAAUAAUAUCGUCUAUAUCCUCUUUAAAAGUUCCUGAAGACAUCGAUCUUUUUCCGACUAAAAUGUACUCUUGGUUUCCUGAAGUCGAUGAUUCGAAGAUAGACGUGCUACAAGGUUUGGAAUAUACUGUUAUACAAGGCUGCGCCGAAUGGUUCGAACAUAUAACAAGUAAUAAUUCGCCGGACACAGAAUCGGACGAAGAUGCGCUUAGAUAUCAAAUCAAAAUAAUCCAACUGAUUAGAGCGGACUUGCAAAAAGCUAUUGAUUAUCACGACAAACUGUUCAUAAAAAGAAUCAACAUGCCGUAUGCAAGAAUGCUAUAUAUUGCAUACGAGAAGAGAAUCAGUGAUAUGUGCACGGUUAUUAUACAGGACGUAUGCGCCAGAUUGAAGAGAAUUGAAGUCGAUAGCACUGACAAUGAGGAAUUAAGCUUAGGCACGACUCUUUUCGAACUUUAUCUUACGCUUCAAAGAUAUGCCGUACUUGGUCAGAUGCUUUGUGCCGAAGGGCAGUUAGAGUAUAUGAAAGUACAAAAUUAUUACAACUGGUUCCGGAGCGGUGUUGCGCAUUGGCUGGACAUCGCAGUGUACAAAGCGCUUAAGCGCAUCGAUAGAGCAGUCGAAAUUGAUUCAUUACAAGCAGUUGACAGUAGCGUUCAGUACACUUCAAGCGCUGUAGACACAUUGACAACUUUUUAUCAAAUUAAAGUCUUUUGGACGCAGUUAGCGUGGCCCGACGUUGAAGGUUCUUAUGCGUUCAUAGCAAAAAUUAUUGACGACAUUUGCAAAUGCUCUAUUGCAUACGCUGACAAGAUGGCUAAAAAAGCGGAGAUGACAACGGAAUUAGAACAGCUUUCGCAAAGUAGCGUCUAUGAGAAGAAGUUUACGAUAUCUACGGCCUGGUGUUUUGCAAUUAAUAAUAUAGAUUACAUCAGGACAUCGAUCGCUCCUUUGGCCAAAGAUUUGGGAUUGCAAAAUAUCGUAGAGGCUUUAGGAGAGCACAAGACUCACGAGGAGGCUGAUCGCUGUCGACAGACUCUUCAGUUAAUCAUUGACAAUGCCGCAGAUACUGUGAAGAAUAAGAUCAUAGAAUUGUUGGAAGUGGUAGCUUAUAAAAUGGCUCCCGUAAUGAGCAGAUAUCUCAUAGAGGGUGCCGAAUUAAUUGACACGACCAGCAAUGCGAUGGAUCGUCUGCUGCAGUAUCUAGAUAGUAAUCUCACAACUUUGCAUGAUAAUCUCAAUGAGGACAACUUCAAGAGAGUUCUCCUGGUGAUUUGGGAAAUCAUGUCGCAGACGCUGUAUGAGCUAGUCAACACUAAUUUAGAGAGACGACGACCGCCAGCAUUUUAUUCCAACUUGCAUCGCACACUUCACACGCUCAUCCGAUUCUUUAAUCUCGGUGCCGAUGAAACAUCGAACGUGCAAGUCUUGGAGAAGAUUGAAUCUCUUUUAAAAUUACACGGGCUUGAAACCGCCGAACUUAUACAUUGUUAUCAUCAGGAACGUCUCGAAGAACAAAAGGAAUUGGAAGAACCUAUCUGCGGUCUAAUCACCGUCAAAGCAUAUUUCAUCGAUAAUUCACUGAAUAUACAAAUUCUGAAUGCCAGAAAUCUCCGUUGUACAGAUAGCAAUGGCAGGUGCGAUUCCUACGUAAAGAUCAGACUACUGCCGGAAGAGAAAUUUGCCGAAAUUAAGGCGCCAAAGACACACGUGCAGAAGGAAACGCUCUUCCCUCUUUUUGACGAAACGUUUAAUAUUUCCCUUACUCCGGAACAGAGAGCCAUAGAAGACGCUAUAGUGGCAUUUGAAUUGAAAGACAAGGAUUUCCUCAGAUCGAGAUUUAUGGCUGAAGCUUUCCUACCAUUUAGCGAGAUUCCUGACACUGAACCAGAAACUAACUUCACAACUUUAGAACAAGUUCAUUUGAAACUUUCCCGUCCGAUCAAAAAAAGUACGGAUAUCAUUCGCGCAUUGGAGCACCGAAAAGGAGAUAAUCAAGCGAUGGACUUCGUUUCAAGACUCAAUACUAAAGCAAACUCUAAAUGAUCUAUGUGCAGCUUCGAUGUAGAUUUACAUUUGCACAAUUUUCGAAAGUACUCAAUACAAAAUAUAUUUAAGAAACUCAGUAUAGGACGUAUCAAUGUUAAUAUGCCAGCGUUGCCUUACGAGAAGUCGUUGUAAAGUUUUUAACAAAUGUGCUGUAGUCAUUGCGCCAUUAUUUUCGUGGCGCGAUGUUUACGAGUGUCUGACGGCUGUGCAUUGUUUCGAUUAUUUUAUACUUUCGAACAGAUUACUGAGUAUCGCAUUUUUUUAAACUUUAAACAAAAAAUUGUAAGGCUGAAUAAGUGCUAUUUGUGAGAAAAUACUUCUAUUUAUUAUAAAUAGAUAUAGUUAUUACGUUAAACAAUUAAAUAUUUAGAUACACUUUUGUAACUACACUUAUGCUUCAACAUAUUACAAAUUUGGAAGAAUAUUUUAUAUUGUAUACGUGGAAGUAUUGUUAUGGAGCAAUAUACAUGUACAUAGAUCCUAAUAAUAAUAAUUAAAUAAUUCAA